CAUGCAGGAAACCUGUACUCCCUAUUCAACUGGAGUUAGGCAGCGAGGGUGAACUUGAGCAGAGCUGGGACAUUAGUGCCAUUAUGACCCACGCUCGAGCUGUUACAAAGUUAAAGGAUGAUAUCCACAGCAAAGCCAAGAAGAACAUUGACAAUGCCCAAGAAAAGGACAAGAUGUACUAUGAUCGGAAGCAUGCAGACAAGAGGGUGUUUAAGACUGAGAGUUUGGUCUGGCUGAGGAAUUCAGCCAGGGAAUGUAAGAAGGGAGACAAGCUGAAGCCUCGGUGGUUAGGCCCAUACACGGUGGUGGAGUGCUUGGACAAGGGAGUCUUUAAGAUUGCCAACCCUAAGACUGGAAAGACCUUAAAAAAGGCUGUUAACCAACAGCGGUUAAAGCAUUACCAUGGCUCAGACUCCGAAAAACCUCUCUUGGAUCAACAUAGUUCUCUCUCGGAUCCUUCCGAAUUAUCAGACAACCAUCACGAUGAAUCUCUCGAUCAGUUUAACCCUUCUUUGACGAGUACUCCUGUGAAAGACCCAAGCAAGAAGCUGUGGGAAAAAAAUUGUGAUUUUCCCUCUUCUCACAAGCCAGACGCCCCCUCCUCUCACAAGCCAGCCGCUCCCUCCUCUCACAAGCCAGCCGCCCCCUCCUCUCACAAGCCAGCCGCUCCCUCCUCUCACAAGCCAGACGUCCCCUCCUCUCACAAGCCAGAUGCUCACUCCUCUCGCAAGCGAGACGCCCCCUUCUCUCAGGUUAAGACUGCAUCCUCUAUGGAGCCACCUUUGAAGAAGCAAAGGACUACUCAGUCUGUAACAAGAAAGAAUUCAAGCUACUGGGUGAAGGAUUUGGACCUGAGGACGGGAGACAAGGAUGUAGUUCUUGCUGAGAGCGGGAUGCUUUCUGACCGUCAUAUGUAUGCUGCGCACAAACUGAUGAGAAUGCAAUUUCCAAAUAUUGAAGGCUGCUAUUCUACUCUUCUGGUUCAGAAGAUGUCCUUUCCUGCAGUCACUAGUAGUGAAGCCACAGCCGUGCAGAUAUUCUUUGUAACAGAGGGGCAUCACUGUAUUGCGACAGCACUCAUCAAGGGGGAACUUUUCCUCUUUGAUAGCUGCUUCCAAUAUGGGAAAGACCUGGAGCCAAGUGCUGAGCUGCAAAUCGCACAGAUGUAUAAGCCUUUAAUAGCGCACAAUGGGCUGUUACUAUCUGUGGCCUCCAUUCAACAGCAGAGCAGUGGCAGUAACAACUGUGGUUUGUUUGCAAUUGCCGCUGCAUACCACGCAUUGCAAGGAGACAAUCUGGAUACCAUCACCCUAAAUGAAGACAAAAUGAGGCCACAUCUUGUGUGUUGCUUUGAAAAUGAGAAACUCAGAAGAUUUCCAAAGUCAAAAGAUAUUAGUAGCCACAAGAGACCAGAAAGAUUUUCCAGCAUAGUAAUUACGAUAUACUGCCCUUGUCUCCGCCCUGACUGUUAUGAUGAAAUGGUCCAGUGCGAUACGUGUAAUGUGUGGUAUCAUUAUAAAUGUGUUCGUAUUAAAGUAUCUCCACUUGGAGAUUGGUUUUGUCCUACUUGUAGAUCUAGAUAGAUUUUUAGCAUUUCGUUAUCUUCCACUAGCUGUUUUUGUUUAUACACUGUUAAUUUGCACUGUUGUUUUGUUUGUUUUUCAUGCACUGUAGAUCUAUUUGUUAUUUUGAUGGAUGUUGUUGUAUUAUAAGUUUUGCUUUACAGUGACCGUGA
This is a messenger RNA of Halichondria panicea, 1735 nucleotides long. RefSeq lists its product as uncharacterized. The transcript has 5 exons. The coding region runs from base 84 to 1583 and encodes 499 amino acids. NCBI's taxonomy places the organism in Eukaryota, Metazoa, Porifera, Demospongiae, Suberitida, Halichondriidae. The record is from RefSeq and is a predicted model, not a curated record.